Messenger RNA from Osmerus eperlanus (European smelt), 3130 nucleotides. It is a transcript of the gene mfsd6l, whose product is annotated as major facilitator superfamily domain containing 6-like. The record is from RefSeq and is a predicted model, not a curated record. Bases 126 to 2093 code for a protein of 655 amino acids. The transcript has 2 exons. Lineage: Eukaryota; Metazoa; Chordata; Actinopteri; Osmeriformes; Osmeridae. Gene Ontology annotation, cellular component: membrane.
CCUCAAGCCGAGGACCCAGACACGGAACUUAAUCACCUACACGUAGUCUAAUUCAAGGAGUGGAUUCGGACGAAAAGGACAGCAGUAUAAUAAGAGGAAGACAAGUACCCCGACCCACAGCCAUCAUGAGGAGAAACCAGCAGGUCAACGUGAGGGCUACCAUCGCCCUCGCCUCCGCCUUCCACUUCCUGUUCGCCUGCGCCCGUGCCUGUGCCCUCCCCUUCCUCACCCUCUACCUCCGCCACCUCGGCCUCUCCCCAGCCAUGGUGGGCAUCUGUGCGGCGACACGUCACCUGGUGUCCCUGAUGGUGCGUCCGCUGGGCUGUGUGCUGGCUGGGGCCUGGGGCCACAGGAGGCUGCUGGGAGCUGGGUCCCUUCUGGGAGCUGCGGGCGCUGCCCUCAUCAUCGUCUUCCUCCCCUCCACCGUCACGGAGACGCUGGCCAGUCACUGCAACCUGUCCUUCUCUCUCCCCAUCCUCCCCAGUGGGCAUCCGGGAGAAGACGUGUGGGACUCAGGGAGAGGAGUGGCGCCCACCGCUGGCUCCCAAAUGCCAUUGGAUGUAAAUGCAACUUUAUUUAAAAAGACACUCAAUCACACAGAGUCUGUUCUGAUUGGGAGUGUUACAGCCCCUCUGCCCCAGCCUCACCCUUCCCAGCCCCAGCCUCACCCUUCCCAGCCCCAGCCUCACCCUUCCCAGCCCCAGCCUCACCCUUCCCAGCCCCAGCUUCCCAGCCCAAGCUCCCCAGCCUCCACCCUCCCAUUCCCAGCCUCACAUUUCCCAGCCCAAGCUCCCCAGCCUCCACCCUCCCAGCCUCCACCCUCACAGCCCCAGCUUCCCAGCCUCAGGUCUAAGGGGUCCAGCAGCAACCUCAGUGUGGCAGCAGAUACCAGAAGGCCUGUCCACCACCACCCUACCCCCACCCACAGGAGGGCAGGGAGAGGCCUGAAGGGGCCUGGGGAGAAGCAGCUUCAGAGAGAGAUAGAUGGAACUCGUUUUGACUUCCUGGGCGGCCUGAAGUCAAUGGACGCGCAGCACCAGCUGUUCUUCCUGCUCCUCAUGGCGCUCUCCCUGUGGGAGGCAUGCUCCGCCCCUCUGGAGUGGAUGCUGGACGACGGCCUGCAUGAGUUCCUUGACUCUGUUGACGCUUCCGAUCGCUACGGCGACAGUGGUGUGUGGGGGCUGCUGGGCGGGGCAUGCGGGGCGGGCAGCGUCGGGCUCCUGGUGAGUCAGCUAGGUUGCCUCCCCUUGACCCCUCACAGCCCCAGGGGCGCUUUGCAUUUCUACUCCUACACGGUGCUGACGGCCCUGGUCCUUCCCCUGGUGGCCCUCCUGCCCCUGCAGCGCCACAGGAGGAAGUGUGAGUUCAUAUGCUCCGCCCUCAAGCCCCUGCGGGUGGUGUGGGCCAACAGCCAGGCCCUGCUCCUGGCAGCCAUCAUGCUGCUGGCGGGCGCAGCCCAGGCCACCAUGGACGACUUCCUGCUGUGGGCCAUAGAGGACCAGGGAGGCUCGGAGCUGCAGAUGGGCCUGGCCCUGGGCCUGGGCCUGCUCUCCAAGGCUGCCUACCCCCUGCUGGGGCCUGGCCUGGCUCACAGGCUCAGCCCGGGCCUGCUGCUGGGGCUGGGGCUUGGCUGCUCGGCCCUGCAGGCCCUCUGCUUCAGCCUGCUGUGGAGCCCCUGGGCUGCCCUGCCCACCCAGACGCUCUGCUGCCUCAGCUCUGGCGCCAUCUGGUGGACGGUGGGGGUGCAGGUGGGCGGCGUGGCAUCGCCGAGGGAAGAGCGGGUGGUGAGGAGGCUGUACGAGGUCCUGGCGCUGGACUUGGGUGCAGGGCUUGGCAGUCUGGCUGGGGGCGUGGCCGUCCAAAGGGUGGGCGUUGCCUGGAUGUUCAGGGGGGCGGGGCUGAUGCUGGUGGUGUGCUGUGUCUGUCUGCCUCUUCUCUGGAAAGCCCCCAGCCAGCGCAGGAUCAACUACUCCCGCCUCCUGGCAGCCGGCGACAGCGAGCUUAGCGAAUCAGAGUCGGAGCUGGAUUGGCUGGAGAAAGCCAUUGAGGACGACAGAAGCAACAAUGACAGGACCAGGAGGACGGCUCUGUAGAGACCAGCAGAAGACCAGUGGACAGCAUGGACAGUAGAGACCAGCAGAGUGACCAGUGGACUAAAUGGAGACCAGCAGAGAGACCAGCAGAGAGUACAUUUGCUCUCAUUUGUUGUCAGGUGUUAUUAUGGGUCAGUCACUCUCUACUCAAUCUGCUCCUCUCAGCCAUAUGGCUGGAAAAUACAGUGUGUGUGUGUGUGUGAGUGAAUAUGCGUGUGUGUGAGCGUGUGUGAGCAUGUGUGUGUGUGGUGAAGGCAAGGACCAGGGAUGGUGAACCGGGCAGCUGUCUGAGCAGUGCUGUAUUUGUUUAUGACCAACAGUCCAACACUUUAUCUGAGGCUGGGAGUUGUAGUCCAACACUGAACUGUCUGUAGUCCAAUACUGUCUGGCUGUCCCAGGGAUGUGUCUGUACAAAUUUGACAGGGGAGUACUUUUGUGAUCGUUUUGUAUCUGUUGUGUUUUUGUUAUUUAAAAUCUGUUGGAGUGUGGAGAAAUGUGUCUGUGUUCUUGGUUAUUAGGUCAUUUUUCUGGAGCAGGUCAGCAUAAAAAACCAGGGGCCUAGAAACCAGGGGCCUAGAAACCAGGGGCCUAGAGACCAGGGGCCUAGUGACCAGGGGCCUAGGAACCAGGGGCCUAGGAACCAGGGGCCUAGAAACCAGGGGCCUAGACUAUGAAGCAGGAUUUGGGGUUUAGCGAGUUAACUUCAGUUUAACCCUGGGUUUUCAGGUGUCACAACAAUGGUUCACUUUUUACGUGGGUACUUUGCCAAGGUAACUUAUCUGCACACCGGUUAUUUUCCAGAUAAUAGAUCAACACGUAUGAAAGCCCCUGGAGGUGCGAGAGUUUUUUAAGUCCAACAAAAAACGUAGAAUUUCCCUGAGGAGUAUCUUUGUAACCUAUACACCAAAUACCAUUCUAAAACAAUGCACCACAGCAUUGUACCUGUUCACAAGAUAGCAAGAAUACCGAUUUACCGGUUUGACUUUUACAUUUAGUAAUUUAGCAGACGCUCUUAUCCAGAGCGACUUACAGUAAGU